Toxotes jaculatrix (banded archerfish) is the source of this 3558-nucleotide messenger RNA. RefSeq names its product inhibitor of nuclear factor kappa-B kinase subunit alpha-like. Gene Ontology annotation, biological process: peptidyl-serine phosphorylation; positive regulation of transcription by RNA polymerase II; tumor necrosis factor-mediated signaling pathway. Gene Ontology annotation, molecular function: IkappaB kinase activity; ATP binding. Gene Ontology annotation, cellular component: cytoplasm; IkappaB kinase complex. Bases 303 to 2507 code for a protein of 734 amino acids. The transcript has 22 exons. The record is from RefSeq and is a predicted model, not a curated record. Lineage: Eukaryota; Metazoa; Chordata; Actinopteri; Toxotidae.
UCUCAGUUUAAUAACAGUACUUUCACUUUACGCAGAUUUUGAGCAGUCCGUUGCUUUCCAGCCGAAACUACAACAAAAACGCAACAUAAACUUUAACUUUUAAGCCGUGUUUCAGAGAUUGUGAAGGGUGAGGGUAUAACUGCGCCGGCUCAACCUUGCUGCUUAAACAUUAAACAAGAUAACGAACCGAAAACAACACGUUUAGCUAACUCUGGAGCAACAAUGUUCUGACAUCUAGAGCUAAUUAUCAUCUGCCGACAGGCUACCACUGUUGCCCAGUGGCUCCAGAAGACCCUCACUCUAUGGAGCGGACUGCACUCAGACAGAGCCAGCUCUGUGGCUCCUGGGAGAUGAAGGAGAGACUUGGGAUGGGAGGCUUUGGACACGUCUACCUGUACCAGCACCUUGAGCUGGGAGAGAAGAUCGCUGUGAAACUUUGUCGCCUUGAGCUAAACUCCAAGAACAAAGACCGCUGGAGCAGAGAGAUCCAGAUCAUGAAGAAGCUCAAUCAUGUGAACGUCGUUCAGGCCAGAGAAGUACCAGAGGAGUUGAGCUCCAUUGCUUUAAAUGACCUGCCUCUGUUGGCCAUGGAGUACUGCUCAAAAGGAGACCUACGCAAGGUGUUGAAUAAACCAGAAAACUGCUGUGGACUAAAAGAGAGUGAAGUCCUGUCAUUGCUUAGUGACAUUGGUGCAGGUGUUCAGUAUCUCCAUGAGAACAAGAUCAUCCACAGAGACCUAAAGCCAGAGAACAUAGUUCUGCAGGAAAUUGAUGGGAAGCUUGUCCAUAAAAUCAUAGACCUGGGUUAUGCAAAAGACCUAGAUCAGGGCAGCCUCUGUACAUCCUUUGUUGGAACUCUCCAGUAUCUGGCUCCAGAGUUGUUUGAGAGUAAACCCUACACUGUAACUGUGGACUACUGGAGCUUUGGGACAGUGAUCUUUGAAUGCACUUGUGGAUUUCGCCCCUUUUUACACCACAUGCAGCCUGUACAGUGGACAAGUAAGGUCAAGAACAAAGGUCCCAAGGACAUCAUGGCAGUAGAGGACAUGAAUGGAGAGGUCCGAUUCUCCACGCAUCUCCCAUAUCCCAACAAUCUCAGCAGGCCACUGCUGGAGCCAGUUGAAUCACUUCUACAGAUGUUGUUAUUGUGGGACCCUGCAAUGCGCGGGGGAGGGCUGGAUCCUGACAGUAACAAGCCAUACUGCUACACCAUUCUACAGAAUAUUCUCAACAUGAAGGUGAUUCAUGUGUUGGACAUGACGUCAGCCCAGCUGCAUUCCUUGGUUUUGGGACCUGAGGAGAGCUUACACUCCCUGCAGCUUCGUCUCGAGACACACACUCAGACACACAUCUCCCCUCUGAGUCAAGAGCUGUUACUGGAGACGGGAAUCUCCCUCGACCCACGCAGACCGCCCGCACACUGUCUGCCAGAUGGAUUGCGAGGCUGGGACAGCUCCAUAGUCUUCCUAUUCGACAAGAGCCUGACCAAGUACACCGGACCACUGACUGCCAGACCUCUGCCGGACAGUGUCAACUUCAUUGUCAGGGAGACCAAGACACAACUCCCACUAUCUGCACUGAGAAAGGUGUGGGGAGAAGCAGUCAGCUACAUCUGCGGACUGAAAGAGGACUACAUUCGCCUGUACCAGGGACAGAAGGCUGCCAUGCUGAGUCUACUGCGCUACAACACCAACCUAACGCGGUACAAGAACCUGCUCUUCUCCCAGUCACAGCAGCUCAGAGCCAAACUGGCUUUCUUUAAGACCAGUAUCCAGCACGACCUUGAGCAAUACGCCAAGCAGAGGCACACUGGCAUCUCUUCAGAAAAAAUGUUGAAGACAUGGCAGGAAAAUGAAGAGAAGGCUGAUGGGUUUACAAAGGUUGCAGAUGUGGGGUAUCUGGAUGAAGAAAUAGUGGCUCUACAUUCUGAGAUUGUGGAGUUGCAGAGGAGUCCAUUUGCGAGGAGACAAGGGGAUGUAAUGGAACAGCUUGAGGAAAAGGCUAUUGAACUGUACAAGCAGCUGAAGGCAAAAUGCAAAAGUCCUGACCCUCCCCAUGGCUACAGUGACAGCUCAGACAUGGUGAAGACCAUACUCCAAACAGUUCAGAACCAGGACAGAGUGCUCAAAGACUUGUACACUCACAUGAGCACAAUUCUGGUGUGUAAGCAGCGCAUUGUUGACUUGUUCCCUAAGUUGGAGAGGGCGGUGGAGAACAUAAAAACUGCAGAGGCAGCAGUGAUGCAGAUGCAAAUGAAGCGACAGAAAGAGUUCUGGUAUCUCCUCAAGAUUGCCUGUGCCCAGAGCAAUUCUCAAUCACAGCCACUUAUGCAACAGUCGACUGACAGUGAAACUGUUCAUCAGUUACUGGAUGAGAAUCAGCGUUAUCUAAGUCAGCUAACUUCUCUGCUAGAAGAUGCCACCAAGGAGAUGGAGCACAGUGUCAUGGAUCAGGACUGGAGCUGGACUCAGUACAGAGCAGUGAAAGCCCAACCUCAGAAGCUCUAGAAACUGACAAAAGACGGUGUUACGAAUAAAAAAGAAAAUACUGUAAACAGUUGUGUUAUCAGAGUUACACUAUCUAAACGUUUGAUUCCAUAUUGUGUCAUUUACAUAUAUGUAAUGAUGUGAGACAGGAAUGUGUAAAGCAGUGCAAUGCGGUAAGCUAUUCAUGUUUUAACUUAAAUUUAUAUUAUUGAAUUUUAAAAACUGUAUGGAGCUGUCACCAAAACAUAUUUAUUUUACUGGUAGUAUUGGUUAGAGGAAAACACUGCUGCUAACAAAUUAUGAAUAAUGAAAUGUGAGUAAAUUUCUGAAAUGUCUGGCACAUAUACCAUGUUUUGUCUUUCUUCAAGAAGUUAAAAUGGAUUUUCAUAAAGGUUUUACAGUGUUAAACUGUUGAAGAAAGUAAGUGGGCCGCAGUGGACCAGACAAAGGUCUGUGCACAUUCAGGAAAUUGCUUGUUUAUAAGACCCUGGGUUCAAAAUUCUCUUGGGAGCUGCUGAAAUCCAAACAGCAAGGAUGCAGUACAGAGAAACAUACGUAAAUUAAUAUGAAAAAUAAAAAAUAGGCUCAAAAACACUGUCUUAGAAAGAAUGAAGGAGGCUUAAAGGCAGUAAAUGAAGGAACUCUCACUCACUUUGUGAGUUCAGUAGUAACUUAUGGUUGUUUAAAUUAUUCAUUAAAGCAAUACUUAUCGUCAUAUGUGGAACAUUUCUUUGUCUCUAUGAAAAAUUAGCAUAGUAUGCGAGUGUCAGUCAGCCUGAAAGUAAAAAUGUACAAAGUAUUUAUUUAAUAGCUCACUAUAUAUUUUGUUGUAAGCCGAUAGUUCUGUUACUCAUUGCAUUGAGCUUUCUUUCUACUGUCUCACAUAGAUUCUUAAAAGGUCUAAUAUAAACUGUUUUUAGCACUACUUGCAUUACCACAUUUGAACUGAAUAUGUUAGAUAAUAGAUAACAUACUGUUUACUAUAAACCUAACCUUAACAUGUGCCAUUAAAUAUUUCUGUAACAUUUACUGUAAUUUAUUUGUAUUUGAUUUUUCAAUAAAAAAAUACAAA